AUGCACAAGAAACUGCGCCCUAAAGUAUGGAGCAAAAUACCUAAGGAAAGAAAAAACAGAAUUCUACGAAGGUCUCAAUUAGAAAUAGAACAGUAUAGCAAAACCGUACCUCGCAUACUUAAAGAAGUAAGAGAAGAAGGUGAUCGGGCUCUUUUACGGUUCAGUAAAAAAUUUGAAGGCGUACAGUUCAAAAAAAGCUCAGAACUACGAGUAAAAGAAAAGGAAAUACAAACGGCAAUACGCAUGCUGAGCCCCGAACUAAAGAAAGCUCUGAAGUCCGCAUACCAAAAUGUGCAUAACUACCAUAUAUCUCAAACAAUAGCAAAGAAUAAACCCCUUGCAGAAAAUGGGCAGGGUGUGUUUAUUGGGUCAUCAAUACACCCUGUCGAAUCAGUUGCGCUCUACAUUCCACGUGGGAAGGGGAGUUUUCCUUCUAUGGCAUAUAUGCUUGCAGUACCAGCAUGCUUAGCAGAGGUGCCUCGUAUUGUUAUGAUUACCCCACCACUCCCCGAUGGUAGCAUCGAUCCCGCCACACUGUAUGUUGCCGAACUAUGUAAUAUCAGCGAAAUAUACAAGGUGGGAGGCGCACAUGGAAUAGCGGCACUUGCCUAUGGCACAAAAAGCAUCCCAGCUGUACAUAAAAUUAUAGGACCUGGCAGUGCUAUAGUAAGUGCCGCCAAGCAUUUUCUUCGCUCUGUAGUAGAUGUAGGACCUCCUGCAGGGCCAUCAGAAUCGCUUAUUAUUGCAGACGGCACCACCGCAGCUGACCUUGUAGCCUACGAUCUUUGUAUUGAAGCUGAGCAUGGAAUAGAUUCUAUGUCUUUGCUACUUACCCACAAAAAAGACUUUGCCGAAUCUGUAUCUAAGCACCUUAACAAAAUAAUAGAGCAGGCUCCGAGCCCACAAAAAGAAAUCUUAAACACUGUAUUUCAUACCUACUAUGGUGUUAUUGUUACCGAGAAUAUUCAGGAGUCUAUCCAUAUCAGCAAUACUAUAGCUCCAGAACACCUACUUAUACAUUCAGAUAUGCCCUCAAAAAUUAUGUCGAAGAUUAGUAAUGCGGGUGAGAUACUACUAGGAAAGCACAGUCCGUUUAGUAUAGCGAAUUACGCUGCAGGCGCAAACGCGGUGCUCCCUACUGGGGGCAUGGCAAAAAGCUACUCGGGCAUUUCUGUAAGAGAUUUUAUAAAAGAAAGCACCGUAAUACAAAUAACAUCGCGUGGUUACGAAAGACUUGCUCCGAUUGUGCAAGCUUUGGCUGAGUAUGAAGGUUUUUAUUUUCACAAAAAAGCACUUGACUACCGUGACCUUCGUUCUCAGGAAGCAUCAACGAAAGCAAUAAACGGCACCUCAAACGCUACUCUUUCUACUCAAGGCUAG
Ylistrum balloti is the source of this 1380-nucleotide messenger RNA. Its product is annotated as histidinol dehydrogenase-like. Gene Ontology annotation, cellular component: cytosol; cytoplasm. The record is from RefSeq and is a predicted model, not a curated record. Gene Ontology annotation, molecular function: NAD binding; histidinol dehydrogenase activity; metal ion binding. Bases 1 to 1380 code for a protein of 459 amino acids. The transcript has a single exon. NCBI's taxonomy places the organism in Eukaryota, Metazoa, Mollusca, Bivalvia, Pectinida, Pectinidae. Gene Ontology annotation, biological process: L-histidine biosynthetic process.